Molecule: messenger RNA, 1084 nt
Organism: Paramecium octaurelia
Lineage: Eukaryota; Ciliophora; Oligohymenophorea; Peniculida; Parameciidae
Source: the annotation of a GenBank genome assembly
AUGGCUGGAGAGAAAAUUUAAGGAUAGGGGAAACGCAAGUGUCAACCGAGAUGCCCAGAGCAUUAGUUCAAUCUCCAUCCAAAAAGUUUAAAGUGUUGGUUAAAGUAAUCAACUAACAUCGAUUUCUGUCCCUUGUACAAUGAUGCUGUAACAGAUAUAUAAUAUAAUGUUUAGCUGGCCUGUUUUCAAAAUAUCGUUCCAGUCUUUAAUUAAGAUGAACAAUAAUGUUUGCCUGGUUUCAUUUUAGAAGUAGACAGGGUAAGAAUUGGUUGUAUAUUAUUUCAAUUAGAAUGACUACUUGAAAAGCAUGCAAAAAUACAAGGAGGAUCAUCAAAGAAAGAUACAAGAAUACACGAUGAAGAAGACUAAGUUGGUAAUAUAUUUAGUAAGGUUUAGUAAAUUCCGAAACCAGGUCGUAAGCAUAGGUAUUGUGGAGUGUGUCGUAAACCUUAUGCAGAUUACUUGGAAGUAUUAUUGUUAUCUCUAAAACUUAGCACAUAAAAUCUUCGGAUCACAUCAAUUGCUUUAACAGACAUGACUUUGUUCAUGUGAUUCUAAAAAUAAUUGAUGAAGAUUAUAAAUCAAGAGACGAAAAUAAAAUUUAAAACGACUCCAGCACCUACACUCCAAAAGCAGUGAUGCCUAAAAAGAGAGGUCCCAAGCCCAAAGUUCAAGUCGAGCAAGGAGAACCAAAAAAGAGAGGGAGGAAACCCCUUGAACCUCAGGCAGCAAAGCGAAUUAAAACCUAACCACAAAUGAGAGAAGUAUUGAUGCCAGUGCGACAACAAUAACCCCCUCCACCACCUCCUCCUCCUCCUCAGACAUACUUCCCUCAGCCAUACUACUUUUAAUAUCAUCAUCUAAAUCAGAUGAUUCAAUAUGGGGCAUUGCAAAUACCACCGCAAUUUCGUGUUGGUUUCCCAUUCCAAAUGCCAGUUGUCGCUGAUAUGCAAAUGGAAAUGUAAUGCGAAGAUAUGAGUAACUUAUUCAAUUACCUUAGUUGUAGAUGGUAAAAUAGAAGAUCGUCCUCAAUUUGAUUGAAUAUUAUAAUAAUUAUUAUAUUAAACACCUAAAUAAAACCAUC